AUGUCUCAGUCAGGAGCCUCCGUUUCUCAGGAAUGCAUAAACGCAUUCAACGACUUGAAGUUGGCCAAGAAGUCCAAGUUCAUCAUCUUCAAGCUGUCCGACAACAACCGUGAGAUCGUCGUCGAAGAGGCCUCUACCGAUGGUGACUGGGAGGUCUUCCGCGAGAAGCUCGUCAACGCCCAGCACGUCAGCAAGACCGGCGCUGUUGGCAAGGGUCCCCGCUACGCCGUCUACGACUUCGAGUACCAGCUUGCUUCCGGUGAGGGUUCGCGAAACAAGAUCACCUUCAUUGCCUGGUCGCCCGAUGAUGCUGGUGUCAUGGCCAAGAUGGUGUACGCCUCCUCCAAGGAUGCGCUCAAGCGUGCUCUGAACGGCAUUGCCACCGAGAUCCAGGCCAACGACCAAGAUGACAUUGAAUACGACACCGUCCUGAAGACCGUCAGCAAGGGUCUUGCCUAA
Molecule: messenger RNA, 459 nt
Organism: Pestalotiopsis fici W106-1
Lineage: Eukaryota; Fungi; Ascomycota; Sordariomycetes; Amphisphaeriales; Sporocadaceae
Product: Cofilin
Exons: 6
Coding region: 1-459 (152 amino acids)
Biological process (GO): actin filament severing; actin filament depolymerization; cell motility
Cellular component (GO): actin cytoskeleton; cytoplasm; actin cortical patch
Molecular function (GO): actin filament binding
Source: RefSeq, a predicted model, not a curated record